ACGUGCCCUGUGAUAUUUGUUUUGCCAAAUAUGAUGAAAACCUCUAAACAAACUCAAAUAUAGCAUCAACAUGAAUAUUAUGAUCGCAUAUUGUUAAAAUGUCAUACGAGUGUAUAUGGACGGAUAACAAUUCUUUAAAUACCAAAUUAAAAGAUAUUCCCACGGAACACAAAGGAAAUGAAUUUGUACUUACUGAUGUGAAAUACGUAGACGCAAGAAACACCGAGAAUGAGUCAUUGCUAGCUGGAGAAAAGCACACACAUUCUGAGACUGAAGUGAAAAAGAAAUCAAAUCUUGACAAAUAUCUUGAUGACCUUUACGAAAAGGAACUCGUGUUCCAUAUUGAUCAGGAAGAAACUGAAUUAAUUCAAACAGGUGUUGAAACAUUGGUGAAAGAACUCAUACGCGUCACCCGACUGGAAGAGAAUGAAGCUAUCCAACAAGAAACUAUAAAAGUUAAAGCAGCAUUCAAUUAUUUACAAAGUAUCGACGAAGAAAGUCUUGAAGAUGCCGAGCUUAUAAAAGUUGGAAGUUUCUAUGAAGGCGCACAAAAUGCAUUUCCAAAUGAUUUUGAUUUCGUGUUCGUCUUAGGUAAUUUCAGAAGUGAUCGGAUUUUACGGAGUGUUGUGCGAUACGAAGAUGCGCGAUAUGAUGUUUUGUAUGACCUACAUUACAAGGACAGGGACAAUUUUGUCCAUAACGCUCUGCGGACUGUAUCGACCAGGAUACGGAGUAUUUACUUCAUGGAGGACAAUAGGGACAGAAUGGUUGCUGAUGAAGAAACUAUCAACCUUGGAGAAAUGGAAGGGUUCAGGUCGAUCGUUUUUGACAAAUACGUCAUAAUUGAUGAGAAAGCUUCCAAACUGCGUUUCAUAUAUCAGAAUGAGUUUGGACACGCCACGUAUAUCAAUGUUAACAUCAUUCCGGCUUUCAGAGUAUAUGAAACUCCAGGGUUAAGAGAAAACGACGAAAUAUGCAAGUCGCCAUUUGUUUCGACGGAAGUAGCGAGAACCGGAAGUGUUUUGAUUGUUUCUGGACUGGUGUGGUUCUCACAGUCGGAGGUAGAUUUCAUGAAUAAUGUUCUGUCUAAGCGGCACAAGAAAGUUUACAGAAUAAUCAAGUAUUUAGUCGGAGGGAGAAUGUAUACUGAUGCUAUUUACGAAAACCUCGUUGAAACUGGGCUAUGGCGAUACAAUACAGGUAUAAUGUCCUCGUACAUGGUUAAGGCCCUCAUCAUUUCACACCAUUAUAUUUGUAAGCGCGAUGAGAGUGAACACGAGGCACCCUGUGUAAUAGAUAUUCUGACGCAUCUGAAGGACAUAAAGUCUAACAAAAACGUCCAGCUGCUGACCGAUGUUGUGCACACACCGAACUUCUUUCGAUCCGAGGUUCGAUACAACAGGCUUCGAGAUAUGUUAGAAGUAUUUCAAACUUAUCAAAGAUCCUGUAAACCGUACUGCUAUGAAUCAUGCACGACGGUUCCCAUUAACAAAGCUUUGCUUGAUUGUUUUGGAACACGUGUGUUCCGUAAAGCGCUGCCUAAACCUGCAGACAUACAGAGAAAGAAAGAAAGACCAAAUGCUAUGGUUGCAUACUGUCCAGUAGUCAUAAACUACCUACUGAUAAUUGCAUUGGUUCUCUACGUACUUGUUAGUUUUCAUAUACUAACUGGGUAUUUCGGUGAACCUUAUCCAUAGAAAAGAAGAAGAAAAAUUACACGAUUUGCCGUCCAAGAGCUAAAUAAUGCCCGGCAGGAAAUCAGAAGAUCCGGGAUCCUACAAACUGACUGUGCAUUUCAUUUUUACCCGGUUAAAGUACAUUGUUAAAUGGGCUAGAAGUCCUGAUAUGUAUAAGAACAUAUAUGUACAUCAUUUAUUCAUUUUAAAUUUAAGUCCACUUGUUAUAUUAUUCAACUCAACUAGAACAUAAGGGAUGUAAAUAAUGGAGGCUGAUUUAGAAAAAAAAAAUAAAUACAACACAACAGCGUGUGUUAUAUUACAUUCGUAGUAUGAAAGAACAUGUUUAUUAAUAAACGUCUUUUUGCUAUUACAUGAAUUUAUCAUGUAACAAAUACGUGUAAAUAACAGUCGCCAUUUUAUUCUUUUCAUUUUGUCAAAACCAUUAUGUACUCAUAUAUUUCAUACGCCCCUGAUGCUGGAAAACUUCACGAUGUUUAAGGGAUGUCUUAGUACAUUUUAUGUUGACAUAUGAAAUAAAAAUUACUAAUCUCUGUGUCCAUCUAUACAAUGUUCUUGAAUGUCAUCUUGAGGUAUGCUAGAGUUUAGACUUGUUCGAGACCAUCAAUUUGUACUUUUUCACAAAACGCGAAUGGUUUCUCAAGAAAAAAUCAGCGAUAAUUGUUUACACCUUUUUAGCCUGUCCCUGAAAGAAAUAUUUUUCUUCAUAAUUUCAAUUAAACAUAAACUAUUGCAAAGACACAUUUUAGGACUAUUUACUGAAACAAUGUAUGUACAUUUAGCUACCUACUUUGUUAGAAAGAACAGUCUACCAGUUAAAGCUCAAAAUUCCCGUUUCAUAUAAAAAAAAUCUUUUAAUCAAUACACUGCAGCUUUAUAAUUAGAAAAAAAGUAGGACAUCUGUUCUGUAUGGAUUCUGUAGAGUGUUCAGCUGUGUGAAUUUAUGGAACGUAUUCUGCGCAGUACACUGCAUUAGAAUGCGAACACUAACCUCCCUUCCAUUUGGAUUAUGAUAAUUAUAGUCGUUUGAAUGCUUACCUAAACAUUUAACGUAAAAUAUAUGAUUGUCUUGUAAUACAAUAUAUAAAUGAUAUGUCAUAACAGACUUAAAGAUGACUUUGAAAAUAACAGACAUUACUAAUAGUGAUAAAACACAUACUUAAUUGGACAAAUGUACGGAGGUAGUGUCGGAAUCCUUUGUAUUUGAAUCUUUGUUUAAGUCAAGGGCUUUAUGCAAAUAUGCAUUAUAAAACAAGAUUUGUGGUAGAACGUCUGCUCAAAGGACGGGGUUCGUGGGUUUGCUGCAUGUCCGCAUGAAGACGUGAACAAAUGGUACAAGUAGCUCCCUUGAUCCAGUGGCUUUUUGAAACUCUUGAACUGAUAAUGAAUAAAACCUUUAACAGAACUCUAUGUUAACUUUGAAGUUGUCAUUAACGCGUCCAGUUAACUCCAAUGAAGUUUUUAGAAAUGAUUUGAAGACAAUUAACAGAAAGUUCGCUGACCUUUGUAUUGGUUUAUAAAUUAAAGUAGAUUGUAAGGUAUAUUUAUAUUUUCAUAAAUUGUCCUUUUCAUAUCGAUCUUUAGGAACUUUCAAACACCAUUAACUUUUAAUCAGUCAGCUGCUUAACUUAUUAAUGAAAUGUCACUUUUCUUGAUACUAUCUUGUAUCAAUCACACCAACAGCUACGUGUCCAGAUGUUGUUUCUCUUAAUUUUAGAAAACUUGUCCAUUCAUUUCUAGAAACUUGACUUAUUAAGGCUUGUAUUGAAGAAGAAAAAGGAUAGAAAUGGACGGAAAAUUCAUAAUAGUUGUUCUUAUGUUGGGAAUGCUUACCUUGUCUAGUGUGCAAAAUUUUUAUGUUGGUGCGGUAUACACAUGUGUUCCUGAGAGUCCCGGUUGUACAAAUGGCGCCAACCCAGUUAGCAUGUCGUUAUGUACUGGUUGCACCAUAGAUGACAUCUGCUGUGAUGAGGUUUGAUGUUUACUGUUUGCAGAUUUCGUUUCCAAGUUCACAGCGGGACUUACUCAUAAUUUUGGUUAUUAAACUAAUA
Molecule: messenger RNA, 3748 nt
Organism: Mercenaria mercenaria
Lineage: Eukaryota; Metazoa; Mollusca; Bivalvia; Venerida; Veneridae
Exons: 3
Coding region: 99-1697 (532 amino acids)
Source: RefSeq, a predicted model, not a curated record